UUUCCUAAAUAAUAAUGUUUUACAUUUUUGCAAUUUUUUUCUUUUUCUUAUUAACCAAGCUGACUUUUGCAACUUAACUGAAGCAGCAGAAGUAGUAUUCAUAAAAAAUAAAUCUCUCUAAAGUAUCUAAAACCAGAGUUUGGGUCCUGUCUUGUUUGUUAUGCUUUCAGGUGGAAUCCAGUGUGCAUGCCAUGGGAAAAACAGAGAGACUGUAGGAGGAACACAGUCUGUUUAAUGUUUAAUUUUUUCUGACUCAGACAACUUUGCCCCAGCCUAAAAGAAAAUAGAACAUGAACAAGUCACGUAACCACUUGCAGUUGUUUUUUGUCUGUUGUUUUUCUUGUGUUAAUGAAUGUGAAAAUGGAAAAAAAAAGAUGAAGUGUGUGCUUAUAUUACUCCUCUGUUGUCAUGCUGCAUCUCCAGUAAAACACUCCCUGAAGUUUUUCUCCACUGUAACCUCUGGAGUCCAGAGUAUCCCAGAGUUUGUGGCUGGUGCACUUGUUGAUGAAGUUCAGAUAGGUGACUUCAACAGUGAAAGAGGAGCAGAGCUAAAGAAAGACUGGAUUAAAUUCUUUGAGGAUCAUCCGCAGCACCUGGAGUGGUAUAGUUUGCAAUCUCUGGACAGUCAUCACUUCUUUAAGGCUACCAUUGAGACUUUGAGGCAACUUUUGAACCAAACUGAAGGUGUUCAUAUCAUGCAGAGGAUGAAUGGCUGUGAGUGGAAUGAUGAGACUGGUGAGAUUAAUGGGUUCAAUCUGUACAGUUAUGAUGGAGAAGAUUUUCUAGCAUUGGACCUGCAGACACUGACAUGGAUCACUCCAAAACCACAGGCUGUCCUCACCAAACUGAGAUGGGAUGCUCAAAAAGAUCGAUUAAAAUUAAACAAAAACUUUUUAGGUCAUCGGUGCCCUGAGUUUUUAAAGGAGUAUUUGCAGUAUGGCAGGAGCUUUCUGCAGACAGCAGUUCUUCCCUCAGUGUCUCUCCUCCAGAAGACUCCCUCCUCUGCCAUCAGCUGCCACGCUACAGGUUUCUAUCCUGACAGAGGUUUGAUGUUCUGGAGAAAAGAUGGAGAGGAGCUUCAUGAAGGUGUGGAUCCCGGAGAGAUCCUCCCCAACAAUGAUGGGACCUUCCAGUUGAGUGUUGAUUUGAAACUUUCAUCAGUCACACCUGAAGACUGGCAGAGGUACGAUUGUGUGUUUCAGUUCUCUGGUGUAAACGAGGACAUCAUCACAAAACUGGACAAAACAGCGAUCAGGACCAACUGGGAAAAGCCCACUGACAUGGGAACCUUCAUCGGUGCUGCAGUGAUUGUUCUAGCUUUCACCAUCAUCACAGCUGUGACAUUCUUGACCUACAUAAAUAAAAAAUCUCCUGACGAUGGCUCUGAGCAGUCUGAGAGAGUAGAUCCACAACGCUGACUGUCCUAAGAAGUUCUUCACUCCGCUCUCUGUAUGACUUUCCUCCAGCUGCUGCUGUCACCUCAGUGUUUCAAAUACAUAUGUUAAAAACACCAGUGAAUAAAUUAGGCACAGGUAAUGAUCACAUUCUGCUGCACUUGUUGUAAAUUAGUGCAUGGUCAGACAUCUGUAUGCAGCUCCUGUGUGUACAUUUCAUGCAUUUGUGAUUUUAUUUUGCUUCAGUAUGUAGUCAUGGUAUCGAUGCAGCGGUAUCACAAGUCUUCUACAAAGCAAAACUAACUUUAUUGAUGGAUAUGUAUCUGAUGAUGACCGUUUGUUAGAACUGAAGUGUGUGAUUUUAUUGAGAAAUUGGAAAUGUACAAAUCAUGUGGUAUUUUCCAAAUGGCACCAAAAUAUCUGAAGGAUGACAGCAACAGACUCUCAUUUGGAAAUAAAAUUUUGUCAUUUUAUUAUUUCAUUAUAUAGUUCUAUGAAAAUGACUAGCCCUUAUUUUGCUGGAUUUGAUUUGUGAAGUCACAUGAUCUUGAUCUUUGACCACCCCUGGGCUAUGUCCUAAGAUCAAAAACAUACAGUUACAACAGAAAUAGGAAAAAACAAAACAGAAAUACGAAAAAACAG
Molecule: messenger RNA, 2036 nt
Organism: Oreochromis aureus
Lineage: Eukaryota; Metazoa; Chordata; Actinopteri; Cichliformes; Cichlidae
Product: major histocompatibility complex class I-related gene protein-like
Exons: 6
Coding region: 291-1418 (375 amino acids)
Biological process (GO): immune response
Cellular component (GO): external side of plasma membrane
Source: RefSeq, a predicted model, not a curated record